GAGUCAGUAGCUGAGACGCUGGGAAUCCCGUCCAAUCGUGUUUCUUGUCACGUUAAGCGACUGGGCGGAGCCUUUGGAGGCAAGGUCACCAAAACCGCCAUUUUGGCCUCCAUCACUGCUGUUGCUGCAUGGAAGACUGGACGGCCAGUACGAUGUGUUUUGGAGAGAGGAGAGGACAUGUUAAUUACCGGAGGACGCCACCCGGUGUGGGGAAAAUAUAAGGUAGGCUUUAUGAAGAACGGGAGGAUAACAGCAGCUGAUUUCCAGUACUAUGCCAACGCUGGAAACGCAGCAGAUGAAUCCGUACUGGUGGCAGAGAAGAUCCUCCUGCAUCUUGAUAAUGCUUAUAACAUUCCUAACCUGCGUGGCCAAUCGGCGGCCUGCAAGACCAACCUGCCCUCCAACACUGCAUUCCGAGGGUUCGGUGUGCCGCAGUGCAUGCUGGUCGUUGAGAGUAUGAUCGAUGAUGUUGCACUCAAACUCGGCCGUCUGCCUGAAGAGAUCAGGGAGAUAAACAUGUACAAGGAAGUGUCCCUCACUCACUACAAGAUGGAGUUUGACCCAGAGAAUCUUGUCCGCUGUUGGAACGACUGUAUGGAAAAAGCUGACUUCAGGCAGCGCCGGCAGGCCAUCGAUCUUUUUAAUCAGCAGAACCAGUUCAAAAAGAGAGGAAUCGCCAUUGUGCCCAUCAAAUAUGGCAUUGGGUUUGCUGAGGGCUUCCUCAACCAGGCUGCCGCUCUCGUGCAUAUUUAUAAGGAUGGGUCUGUGCUAGUGAGCCACGGCGGGACGGAAAUGGGCCAAGGUGUACACACUAAAAUACAACAGGUGGCGAGUCGAGAGCUGAAUAUUCCUGCUUCUUUGAUCCACAUCUCUGAGACCAGCACACAAUGCGUCCCGAAUACCUGCCCAUCUGCUGCGUCCUUUGGUACCGACGCUAAUGGAAUGGCUGUGAAGGUAUCGAACACCAGAUUUUGAAACGCCAGAUCUGUCUGGACGACAUGAUUUGUUGAUCUUGAAGGAUUUAUUUCUUUUGUCUAUAGGAGGCAAAUUUGAAGAAAUCAUAAAAUGC
This is a messenger RNA of Sinocyclocheilus anshuiensis, 1069 nucleotides long. RefSeq names its product aldehyde oxidase 3-like. The record is from RefSeq and is a predicted model, not a curated record. Lineage: Eukaryota; Metazoa; Chordata; Actinopteri; Cypriniformes; Cyprinidae. The annotation marks the transcript as partial. Gene Ontology annotation, molecular function: iron ion binding; molybdopterin cofactor binding; oxidoreductase activity. The transcript has 7 exons.